Molecule: messenger RNA, 2683 nt
Organism: Hymenoscyphus albidus
Lineage: Eukaryota; Fungi; Ascomycota; Leotiomycetes; Helotiales; Helotiaceae
Source: the annotation of a GenBank genome assembly
GUUAACUACAGCUCCACGUGUGAAACACGUUCAGAACACGUUUGGAGAAUCGCGAAAUGCAACAGACCGGAAUCAAAACAGAAAUCCAGUACCGUAUCACGUGGUCGUAAUUUUUGGAAUUGGAAAGCCCGGUGGAAGCGAUGGAUCGCCAAGGGGAAAGAAAGUGUGAAGGAACGGCAAACAUCAAACAAGCAUAAAUAGACCAAGCCGUUUAGAUGCACGACGGGAAUCAAGGCAAUGCAACAAUUCAAGGCCAUUUAUUUUCAUCCACUAACCACUCUCCACGACGAACACUUGUCUUGCAGAAGCAACGUCAAGCAACAUCGACAAAUCAUGCAGGUGGUGUUAUGAUGGUGUUAUGACCCCGACCUCCUCAAAAGCAACGAGCUUUGCGCUUACAGCCCUAUUUCAUUGCUCCAAAUUUGACAUGCUCGGCAAAUCCUUCAAGCAGAAUGGUCAGAAAUUCAGAAUAAGGAACCCCUGAAACGCUCAACAGCCGCAAAUAUCCCCACACACGCAGAUCCCCUUCGCUAAGGAAGAUCACCAUAGGCCAAGAUACCUGAGUCGCUGCAGGAUUCCAUUUACGGACAUUAACAUGCCGUGCUGUGGGCGGGUUCAGUUAGGGAGGCAGCGGAGGCUGGGAGGUCUCUUUGGGCGAUCUGUGAGUUGUGGAUGAUGGUUCUCGUCCCGAGCAGGCGCAAGGAUGGAAGUUUCAUAGCCUUUCCUCUUGGAAAUCAGCGAUACGAGUGGGAGACCUCAAGGAGUGCGGCCCAGCAAAUUGCCAUGUCAUCCAUUUCCUUCUUUUAUACCUCACCGUCGCUGUUGUUUUUGGUCCUUUAAGCUUGAUCACCAAGCGUACUUUCGUUGAUUAACCAACUUACUCUCGUUUCGCUGUCCCCAUUUCUACCACAGCCCAAAGUCUUGACUCUGUCACAUUCAGGUGACCAAUAUGCAUUCCUUUACCUCCGUGGCCAUCAUGGCCUGCGGGCUUAAUACUGCUCUUGCCGGAGUACUAGACUUUCCACUAUCCAGACGGGCAGUCUCACCAGACAAUACUUGCGGAACGAAAGGAACUGGAGGAACGCCCAACGCUUAUACAUGUCCUACCGAACUUCCAUGUUGCUCAUCGAAUGGAUUCUGCGGUUCCACAGAUGCCUAUUGCCUCGUUGGAGGAGGUUGUCAAAGUCCAUUUGGAACAUGCAAGACACCAGAAGCUGAAUCACCACCACCUACUACACCCAGUGGUGGAGAGUGCGGUCCAGGAAAAGGAAGUUGCGGCCCGACGGAGUGUUGUUCUGGUGCUGGAUUUUGUGGCACUGGUUUAGGUACUUUUUCACUUUGGUUCCCUCCAGCACUGAUGCUGAUAAACUUGAAGAUUUUUGCCAAGCUCCUGACUGUCAAUUCAACUUUGGGCCUGCUUGUGAUGCCAAUGCCCUCCCAACCGGCACCAAUACUUCCUCAAUUCCUCGACCUAAAGCAGGAAAUGUUCUUUACGGAUCAGCAGGCAUUUACGACUGCACGGAAACAGGUACAAUGGCUCUUACUUUUGAUGACGGACCGUACAUCUACACCGAACGUGUUUUGGAUUUGUUAAAACAAUACAACGCUAAGGCAACUUUCUUCGUUACUGGAAACAACAUUGGUAUGUUUAACACAUAGUGAAAGUAGAAAAUAGAGAAGACUAACAAGUGCGAUUAUAGGCAAGGGAGCAAUCGACGAUCCAUCCACACCCUGGCCAGGCCUCCUCAAGUAAGUUCUGGAGCCCCCUUUCCUCCAACUUGGAACUUAGCUCAAUAAUUUCUCUAGACGUAUGUUUGAAGAAGGUCAUCAAAUCGCAUCUCACUCCUGGUCGCAUGCUGAUCUUUGCAACAUCACUUCUGCGGAACGCAAAAACGAGAUGUACAAGCUCGAAAUGGCAGUCAGAAAUGUCGUCGGUGUAAUCCCCACCUACAUGAGACCUCCAUAUUCCAGCUGUAACGCUGGUAAGUUCAUCCCCUAGACCUCGCAACCAAGCAUAAAACUCACAUAUAACAGAAUGUGGAUGUGAAGCAGACAUGGAAGAACUAGGCUACCACAUCACCUAUUUCGUAAGCUCAGAUCCCCCAGAUACCAAUCCACAAAAUCCACUAACACAUCACUUAGGACCUCGAUACAUCAGACUAUCUCAACAACACCCCAGAACUCAUCCAGAACGCCAAGAAUCUCUUCGAUCAACCACUCGAAGGGAAGUCCCCCGCCACCAAUGAAUUCCUGCUCAUCGCCCACGACAUCCAUAACACGACCGCCGAAGUUCUCACAGAAUACAUGCUGCAAGGUAUCGCCGCCAGAGGCUACAGACCCGUAACCGUAGGCACCUGUCUUGGAGAUGACCAGGCGAAUUGGUAUAGAGCUGACGCCACUACUCCUCCUGCCCCUGCCAAAUGAGGCGGAGUUUGAAUUUCGAGAUUGUUUUUUGGGCGAGGGCGUUAUUUCUUGUGGGAGAAAAAUUUAGGGGAAAUUGUGUAAGAUUACAGUACUACUAUUAGGGAGCCUUUUGAAAAUCGGAUUUUGGUUGGAGAGCACUGCCCUAUGUGGGAAUCAAACCAGAUGGAUGGGAAAAGCUCGCUAUCUCGUUUUAAUAAGAGGGCGGAGGGGACAUUCAUACUUAAAUAUGUUUGCGAAUAUCAAAAUAUCGAUAAAAAUU